GCAAAGGAUAAUAGCAUCACAAUCUAUACUUUUCAAAUCUCAGGAUUUUAUUCAAGAUUAUUAGUAUCUAACUCUGAGCUUCCUAGCUUAGCUUCAGACGCUUUAAGCAGCAUUAAAGACCUGCAGCUUAUCAACAGCCUAAGCAUGCUAGAAUUCAUGUCCCACCUACAUUUACCCUCUUUACAGAGAUUUACUCUGGAAAGCUGCUGGCUCUGGAUACCAGAACUUGAAUAA
Molecule: messenger RNA, 234 nt
Organism: Aspergillus novofumigatus IBT 16806
Lineage: Eukaryota; Fungi; Ascomycota; Eurotiomycetes; Eurotiales; Aspergillaceae
Exons: 1
Source: RefSeq, a predicted model, not a curated record